Molecule: messenger RNA, 1088 nt
Organism: Phytophthora nicotianae INRA-310
Lineage: Eukaryota; Oomycota; Peronosporomycetes; Peronosporales; Peronosporaceae
Exons: 4
Coding region: 26-514 (162 amino acids)
Biological process (GO): intracellular protein transport; Golgi to vacuole transport
Cellular component (GO): membrane coat; intracellular membrane-bounded organelle; AP-3 adaptor complex
Source: RefSeq, a predicted model, not a curated record
CACAGUUUAGCUUGACACAGAAGAGAUGAUCAAGGGGAUCCUCAUCGUGAACAACCACGGCAAGCCGCGCAUCGUCAAGUUCUACGAGCACGUGCCCGAUGCCGAGCAGCAGGCCGUGAUCAGAGAUAUUUACACGCAAGUGUCCAAGCGUCCUGACACGCUUUGCAACUUCCUCGAGGGAACAGUGCGGUAUUGGGGAGACGGUGUGAAACUCAUCUAUCGGCAUUACGCGACGCUUUACUUCGUCUUCGCGGUGGACAAGCAAGAGAGCGAUCUUGGGAUCUUGGACUUGAUUCAAGUGUUUGUAGAGACGCUGGACAAGAUCUUCGAGAAUGUAUGCGAGUUGGACCUGAUUUUCCAUAGUGACAAGGUUCACUACGCGCUGGAUGAGAUCGUCAUGGGUGGCAUGGUACUGGAGACCAACAUCAACGAGGUGCUGACGGCCGUGAACGAGAUGAACCGCAUGGACAGCAUCUCAUCCAGACGCUCGCUGCAGUCCACCAUCAAGAAGUAACAGAACGAACGAGAGUGUAUUGGCUGACCGCGCUUUGCAAUCACAGUAGUUGAGUUCUGCACGUGAAUCACCGGUCGAUUUUUAAGUGCCUGCGGCUGGUUACGGCACUGCAAUCGGCUAUCCUCUAUGUCCGCUGCAUCGUGCCUCUCUCUGGCCUAAAUAAGCUUGCUCUUCUUGCUCUUCUUCUCGUCUGCAGUCAGGGCCGCCAGGGCCUUAGCCUCCUCCUCGCGGUCGCGCAGUGCCUUGGCCUCUGCCUCCUGAGCGGCCUCCUUUGCCUUGGCCAGCGCCUCCUCAUCCGGCAGCUUGCCGCCCAGAUCCAGUACGAGCUUCUCCAACACCUCCACCUUCUCGUUGAGUUUCUCCUUUUCGCUUACUGCAGUCUCGAAUCGCUGCUUGUACGACACCAUCUGCGACGAAAGUGACAGCGUCAGGAACGCAAUGCCGAUGUUAAACACGUUAAGCUUCUGCGUGCGCAGGUGCGAGAUGAAGGACGUGGGGUAUUCUAACCAGCAAUAGCAGCAGUGUAUGAUAGUCAAGUAGGCAACAGCAACGGAGUUUCACACUGCAGUAUCGU